Messenger RNA from Phoenix dactylifera (date palm), 5609 nucleotides. RefSeq names its product P-loop NTPase domain-containing protein LPA1. NCBI's taxonomy places the organism in Eukaryota, Viridiplantae, Streptophyta, Magnoliopsida, Arecales, Arecaceae. The record is from RefSeq and is a predicted model, not a curated record.
CAAAAAGCCAGUAAUAUAGAACAGUCUUCGAAAGACAAUAAGGCACUAAUGGAGAUUGGGAUGGAUGGCAAGAACACAAUUGCGCGAAGAGUGCUUAAUUGGCACCUUGCAACAGAACACCCAACAAGAGGCACAUUGGAGAAAGAGUGGUAAUUAACAUCUCUUUGCUGAUCAAAGGCUACAUGAUUUCCAUGCUGCUCCAGGUGGGAGAAAUCCGUAUAGCACCACGGUAAGAUAACUAUAGCAGUUCUUUCCAUGAGAGAAUGGUCUGAAGUUUAAAUGGAGGCCAUCACAAGCAUUCAUAUUCCACUUUGGGAAGCUGUCAACCUGGACCUCGAAUUAUUCCCAAAGUUUAAAUGCCCGACAUCAUAUUUUUGAUGUCCAUAGAAUUAUUCCUUCCAUGGGUCUGAAGUUUUGAGUACAUAGAAUUAUUCCUUCCAUGGGUCUGAAGUUUUGAGUAACAUCCACGAUUUGAACCUUUGGACUCUGAAGGCCUAGCCUUGAAGAGUGACAGGCCAACAAACUGUGCUAACAGUUGUUGACCUUAACUAAGGUUUAAAUAUGUGUGUGGAUCUCAUUCAUUUCUUCUUCUUCUUCUUCUUCUUCUUUGUGAGAAAUUUUGGAGGAAGUAAGGCACUUCCCCCAACUUUACUAAAAGUGAAAAAUUAUUUACAAAAUGGUAAUUACAAGGAGGAAGGAGAGUUACCGUGGUAGUCUCAAGGAGGUUUUUACAUCAAUGGAGAUGGUGAGACACAAGAUUUGUAAGCAUCUUAUGGCUAUGCAGAUAUUUUCCCGUGCUUAGAUUCUUCCACGAGUUGAAAGCGUGGAGAGUUUUCUAAGAAUAAGGAAAGAGUGUCUUAUAAGAAAGAAUCUUGAGUUUCUCUCGUACCAAUUGUCAAAAGCUAUUAAAAGUUGGUCCCAACCCCUCCUCAUCACCAACUAUAAUGUAUUGGCUCUCCAAAACGUCCAAAGGGCAUGGAUACGAGGUGGCCACCCAUCUGACUUGAGACAUCAUGUCAUAAGAGGACCACAGGAUUCUUGAAAUAGGGGACUUAAGAAAGAGAUGGGAGAUAGUUUCAACACGUGCACCACAAGCUAUAAAAAAUAUAGAUUGGUAAUGGAUGUGGCAAGCACAAAUGUCUAUAAUCAUCAAAACAAAACAUAUGGUCUUCUCUGUGAGCAUCCUUGUGAUUGGCUUUUAAUAAUUGUUGAUAUAAGUUAGUGUUCAAUUCUAUAUAUCCUUGGACCUAGUAUGGGUAAACCUUGAAUACACUUUUUGUGACUAGCUUUGUCUUUCUAGUUACUUCCAUAAACAUUUUAGUAACUCCUCCUUAGGUUUGACUCAUCAUAUUAAGUGACUUCUCCAUAGUUUCAAGAUAAUCGAAGAGGCUCAUUAGUCUAAUUUGGCAUAAUGCGUUUCAACUGUAUUUUCAAAAAAAAACUAAAUAUAUAAUUGACUAAGAACAAUAGUAUUUAGUUCUUAAUCAUGAUAAUCCAAAAUUUUAUUUUGGCAUUUUAAUUGCUAUACAAGUAGAUCUCAGACUUUGACAGGACUAUCAUAACCAGACAAAUCUAACUAGUAACUAUUUUUUUUCUUCAUGAAUCUCAAAUUUAUUGUAUUCUCAAAGAACAAAAAAAGUUUACCCAUCUCACAAUUAUGUUGAGUUGUAGACAAAUUUUCCAACUUUUCUCAUAUCCUUAAGCAGGCACUUUUGAUGUAAUCUCUGGCAUAUUACUCUCUAUAAACAACAACAUUAAAAAAAUAUAAUCCCUGUCCAUAACGUAACUUUAAUGGAUGAAAAUUAUGUGCUCUAUUGAAUAAAUCACGUGAUGCGAACGUGCCUAUCAAAAGAACAACGUGAAGUAUUCAUCACAAUUUGUCUUCUCUCAAUCAAAACAAAUUAGAAACAUGGAAGACGUGCACCGAGAAUGCAGCCGCGACAUGGGUGCUUGACAAGUGGACCCCCUCUUGAAACAUAUAGCUACCACGUGGGAACCACACUUUGUCGCAUUGCCAGCGGGGCCCGGAGAUCUCCUUACACGUGCGCCGGCGUCCCAUAGUCGGGUCCCGAUCAAAACUUCCUCUUAUUUAUUUUAAUCUUUUCCCGCAGGAACAGCGGACCAAACUGAACCUUGUCACAUAGCCCCCGGCGUUCAACGAAAUCUACAGUCCCUUCUAGAACCAUUCUCCGACCUCUCAUUCGCCCGCCACGCGUCCCAUCCGACGGCUGAUACUCGAGUAUGUCGGCGAUGUGAAGCGUGGCUAUCAUGCAACGGUAUUGGAAGUUGAGAUUAGUAGGGCUCUUGUAGGAGGAGAUCCGAGUAGGACGCGACCGCGUAUCUUGAGAAAGGAGGAGGAGAGAGAGGCGUUCGCGGCGAGGCGUGGAAGCCAAACCGAAGAAGAAUGGAGAGGUCGUGUUGGAAGCUCUGGUUGUGGCGGAUGGAGGCCCCUCUCUUAAAGAAAUCCUAACCCUUGGUCCCCCCGUUCCCCCUUCCAAUCCUUAAAGGGAUUUUUGGAGAUGUCGGAGUUGCCCAAGCUGCUGUACAUUGUGGUGGUGGACGAAGGAACGACAAGGAGAGGGGACGAGAGAGAGGGCUCGCCGUUCCGGUACACGCGGCCGGUGCUGCAGAGUACGCUCCAGCUCAUGGGAUGCAAGGCUCGCCACGCCUUCAAGAUUAGCCGAAGAGUAUUUGAAGUGAUGAGAAGUGAAAACAUAUCGAAAAGUGAUGCUUGCGAAAGGCCAUCUAGUAAAGGAAAUGGAUGCAAAAAAAAUGAACAUUGCCAGGCUGGUUGCUUGAGUCAGGAGGAGGUCAGCAGCCACUUGAUUCGAGAGGGUAUAGAUACAAGUAGCACAAUACUGUUUGAAUUGUAUAAAAGAUUAACAACUGUUGUUGUUACACGAGAGAACUUUUUAGACGUCGUUUGUGAUGCUCUAUCCAUGUAUAAGUACGUUGGUCCCAAUCAACGAGCUGACUUGCUCCUAGCAUGCAGAAUUCGUGAAAGAAAGGAAUCUGUAACAGUUCUUUUGUGCGGCACAAGUGGGUGUGGCAAAUCUACUUUGUCUGCUUUGCUGGGAAGCAGAUUGGGUGUCACAACUGUAAUUUCUACCGAUUCGAUACGUCACAUGAUGCGGAGCUUCAUGGAUGAAAAACAAAAUCCACUUCUUUGGGCUUCAACAUAUCAUGCUGGUGAAUGCUUAGAUCCAGUGGCAGUUGCUAAAGCAAAGGCUAGACGAAAAGGAAAGAAGCGUGCUGUUGUUUCUCACCCAAUGGUUAAGGAGGAAUUAUAUGAUAGUACUUUAAAUAAAAAAUCUGAUGGUCGAUCUGCAGAUCCAGUUUGUGGAACUGAGUUGAUCGGAAAAAAACAAAUGGCCAUUGAAGGAUUCAAAGCACAAAGUGAGAUGGUUAUAGAAAGCCUUGAUCAGUUGAUUAGUGCAUGGGAAGAGCGAAAAGAAUCUGUUGUUGUUGAGGGUGUCCACCUAAGCCUCAAUUUUGUGAUGGGGCUCAUGAAGAAGCAUCCUUCAAUUAUUCCUUUCAUGAUUUACAUUGCAAAUGAGGACAAACACAUGGAACGAUUUGCAGUACGUGCAAAAUAUAUGACCCUGGAUCCAGCCAAAAAUAAAUAUGUUAAGUACAUCCGCAAUAUCAGAUCAAUUCAGGAGUACCUCUGCAAUCGGGCUGACAAGCAUCUGGUGCCAAAAAUUAAUAACACAAAUGUUGAUCGGAGUGUGGCAGCUAUCCAUGCCACCAUCUUCAGUUGCCUACGUAGGCGAGAGGCAGGAGAGCAGCUGUAUGAUACAACCACUAAUACAGUGUCUAUAAUACAUGAAGAAUAUAGAAACCAGUGUGCUGCUAACUCUCUGAGUUCAAAGGGAAUGUUUCAAUUGAUUCAGAGGAAUGGGUCCUUUAGGCAUUUGAUGGCGCUUAUUAAUACAGAUGGAUCUGUUGCCAAGGCUUGGCCUGUUGAGUUAGUUGGUGGUCACGGAAUGGCCACAUCUGGAAUGGGCAGUGAGAAGUGUGUGGGAAAUCUUAUGUAUGGCCCCUUGCAGAUUGGGAAGGCAGAGCUGGUUAAUCUUCAGUUUGGUAAUUUUGGGAUCAGUGCAUGGCCAAGUGAGACAGGUGAUACAAGUCACACAGGAAGCAUCGAUGACUCGAGGGGUGAUGGCACUGACACUGGUAGUAGAUAUUAUUCUUCCUGUUGCAGCUCUCCAAAGAUGUCAGAUGAGCCUGCUAAAGAGCUCAAGGAGGAACUGUCGGUAUCUGGUAGUGAAGAAGAAGCUGAUGAUUCACCUGAUGGCGACAGUGAUGAAGAUCUAACGGACAACAAGGAGUGCCACGAGGAGAUGGAAGGUUCUGUUGAUGAGGACUCAACCAAGACUGAUGAGGAGUAUGAUGACUUGGCCAUGCAAGAUGGCUUAGAGAAUGGUUGCUGGUCUGACGAUGAUGAGGGCCCAAACAAUGAAAAGAUAUUUGUAGACAAGAAAAGGGAAACAGUGGACAGCUCAGGAAUGACAGAGAAGUACCAACACAAUCUGGAUCUCUUCUUGAAGAUAAGUGAGCAUGUCACCGAACAGCCAUAUUCCAACUCCCUCCUCUCUGAGAGAAGUUUGGACAUGAAAAUGAUGAAACAUUCUUUGAGCGGCUCUUUGCAAUUCCAAGGCCGGAUGCAAAGCAUUCCAGCCGUAGGUGAGUCUGAAUCAAUGUAGAGGGGGCUGGUUCUUUAGUAGCACUUUAGAGGUGGUAUGUAUGACCAAAGGACUGCUGGACGAGGUUAGUGUAGUUAGCUCUGAAAGAGUGAGGCGGCAGCAAAUCUCUCCUGUUUUGCUUGUUCCAUUCUCAAGUUGUAGAGGAUUUUAUGUGUCCAUAUUAGCUUGUCUGCCUUUGAUUAUCUUCUAUAACAUUUCUCAGGGGUUCCCAUCACCUUAUCUUGCUCAAACUGGGAACGUGGCGGUUCUGUUGUGAAGAUGGGUAUCCAUGGGUAUCCAUCAGUAUUGUGCACUGGUUGGAAAGAGAGGAAGAUUCUCGGAAUGUUCCACUGACAGAAGGGUGAUGUACGAGUACAUUAUAUAGUUAGAUGGUCAUCCCCUUUCAGAAGAUUUUCGAUUCUUGGUGGUCCAUCUAGUUGGUGUCCGGGUCUUUAAUGCUGUCACCGGUCAUGCCAUUCACUCCAUCUGGACAUUCGUGCACUAAACGCUCUGGUAAUAUUGAUGUGUUCAUUCAAGUUUCUUUACGCUAAUGAAGAUUGAAAGGAGCUAUUUGAUACUGCCUCUGCUUGUUUUUUUAAUCAGAGGCCCAUGGGAUGCCAUGAAGACUUCCGUAAGUUGGUGGCUCUAAACGGAAGGAGAGGCAUCCAUGGUAAAUCCAGGUCGCAUAUUGGAAGAUAUACCAUCCAAACAUUUGCAUCUGGAAAUUCCGUGGGUGGUGGUGGAGUGUGACUAGGGCACUACUCAGUUCACCUAGUUAGAGCCCAAGGCCUAUCGGGCCUGUUUGGCAACGUUAUCUCUCUUUUUCUGUUUCUUGAGAAAGUAGAUGGCAUUUGCCGGAACCUCUGCUAUUAGUUGCUUUUAUCUUCACUCUUAUUUGAAAGUAUUUAAUCUUUGCUAGCAAAA